AUGAACUAUGAUCAUAAUAAUAAUUUAAUAAGAAAAAAAAUACAAGUGAAUAAAAUUAAAUCUCCAAAAGAUUUUGUACAUUUUCGGAAAGCGAAAACAGUAGAAGGAAAUGUUAAAAUAAAAAACCAUGUACUUUUUAAUGAUACCAAAAAAAAUGGAAAAGAGAAAAUCAAAAAUUUAUCUCGCACAUAUCAAACUAUAGAUGAUCGUACAUUAAAUGGAAGUAAAAAGAAUAAAAAAAAAAAAAUUCAUUAUAAUAAUUUAAUAAAUUAUCCUAAAAAAACAAAUCUUCCUUUAGAAGUACAUACAUAUUCUGAUGAAGAUAAUAUUAUAUCUGACAAAUCAGAAAAAGAAACUGAAGAAAAAAUAAAAUACAUAAAGGACAAGAUCUUAAAUAAAUAUAAAGAUCUCUUUGAAACAUACAAUAAUAUUAUAAAUGUAUUAAUUAAUAGUAAUGAAGAGAUCAAAGUUGAAUUAAAUAGAGAAACUAUUUAUAACUUUUUAAAAAUGUCGUAUAAAUAUGCUGAUUAUAAUUAUUCUCUUGCAUGUGCAAUACUUUUAUUGAUAGAUAGGUUAAAUUAUCCUGACAUAGAAUUAAAUGAAAAUGAAAAAGAGGGUUUAGAAAAUAUAUUUAGAUCUUAUAGUUAUCAUACUAUAUUAUCAUAUAAAUAUGCCUUUAAAGCAUAUCAUCACAACGACAAAGACACAAAUAAUAAUAAUGAUCACAAAAACAAUCACAACAAUAAUAAUAACUGUAUUACCUUUCAAGUAAAAAAAAAUAUAUGUAAAUCUAUUCGUCAUAAAAUUAAGAAUCAAUUUCUUUUAAAUUCGGAAGCUAUCAUAAAUCUAAUAAAUUGUAUUUUUUAUACAAUAAAAGAGGAACGAAAUAAAUUCUUCUAUACUUAUUUAAAUGCCAAUCAAUAUAAAAUAAUAUCAGAUAUGACUGAAACAGGAGUGAAAUAUAAAUAUGAACAACUAGCCGAACGAACAUUUAAAAGAGCUUUAGAUUUGGGGAUGAUUUAUUUGAAACCUACCGAUAUUAAUUUUUUAAAUUUGGCUAGUAGCUACAUUUAUUUUUUAUAUUUCAAUUUAGGAUAUGAACAAAAAGCAUUGAAUAUAUGUAUAGACAUAUUUGACAAAUCAUCAAAUAUAUUAGACGAAAUUGAAGAUAAAGAUCAUGCACAUAAAUGUUUAGAAAUUUUAAGUAAAAUGAGGCAUCACAUAAAACGUUGGUCUAAAAAAUUAAAUAAAAAUAGUAUACUCUUUUUAACAUUUUGA
This is a messenger RNA of Plasmodium falciparum 3D7, 1278 nucleotides long. RefSeq names its product putative 14-3-3 protein. The record is from RefSeq and is a predicted model, not a curated record. NCBI's taxonomy places the organism in Eukaryota, Apicomplexa, Aconoidasida, Haemosporida, Plasmodiidae.